This is a messenger RNA of Crotalus tigris (Tiger rattlesnake), 6813 nucleotides long. It is a transcript of the gene NUP98, whose product is annotated as nucleoporin 98 and 96 precursor. Gene Ontology annotation, molecular function: structural constituent of nuclear pore. Gene Ontology annotation, cellular component: nuclear pore cytoplasmic filaments; nuclear pore. NCBI's taxonomy places the organism in Eukaryota, Metazoa, Chordata, Lepidosauria, Squamata, Viperidae. The coding region runs from base 440 to 5824 and encodes 1794 amino acids. Gene Ontology annotation, biological process: protein import into nucleus; RNA export from nucleus; post-transcriptional tethering of RNA polymerase II gene DNA at nuclear periphery. The record is from RefSeq and is a predicted model, not a curated record. The transcript is spliced from 33 exons.
GACGGACGUCAGGAGGGAGGACGCAGCCGAUUGGACAGGGCGACUUUGGGGGGGGGAGAGCUACGACUCAGCCAAUCGAAAACCAGCGCGAGGCGCUGAGGUCGGGGGACGGAGCGCCAAUGGGAAUCUUCCGAGGAAAGGGAGCGCGGGGCAGCCAAUCAGGAGCCUCGGCGCCCCUACGUUCCGCGCGGGCGAGCGUCGAGCGUGCGUGUAUGACGCAGUUUCGCCGCUGCCGGCCCCCCCAAUCGCGACCCCUCGAGCGGCUGAGGCGGGUUUCGAGGAGGUGUCGCCGCCGCCGCCGUCCGGCUCUCGGUGACAGAGACGCGCCUCGCAGCGAGCGCUAGGCCGGGCCGCGGGCCCUGAGCCCAACGCCGCGCUUCUCCCCCGUCGGGAGGCCCAGCCUGGAGAAGCGGUUUUGAGACAUUGAAAUAACUUCAACAUGUUUAACAAAUCGUUUGGAACGCCUUUUGGCAGCAAUGCGGGAGGAUUUGGAACCACUUCGACCUUCGGACAGAAUACUGGCUUUGGGACCACCAGCGGAGGAGCCUUUGGGGCGUCCGCGUUCGGAGCCAAUAACAAUGCCGGGGGACUCUUUGGCAGCACUCAGACCAAGCCAGGAGGGCUCUUUGGGGCAAGUACCUUCAGCCAGCCAGCCACGUCGUCCACUAAUACCGGUUUUGGUUUCGGCCCGUCCACCGGAACUUCCAGCGGCCUGUUUGGCACUACCAGCACAGGCGGAGGACUCUUCUCAACCCAGACCAAUGCCUUCGCCCAGAACAAGCCGGCGGGGUUUGGCAAUUUUGGGACAAGCACCAGCAGUGGAGGGUUGUUUGGCACCACUAACACAGCCUCCAACCCAUUUGGGGGCACGUCUGGCUCCCUUUUUGGGUCAACCAGCUUUUCCACCGUCCCUACCGGCACCACGAUUAAAUUCAACGCACCCACCGGCACGGAUACCAUGGUCAAGUCUGGCGUCAGCACCAACAUCAGCACCAAGCACCAGUGCAUCACUGCUAUGAAGGAGUACGAGAGCAAAUCCCUAGAGGAGCUUCGCCUGGAAGACUAUCAGGCCAACAGGAAAGGCCCCUCCAACCCAGUGGGAGCAGGGGCCACCCCGGGCUUGUUCGGAUCGUCCACCGCUACGUCCAGCACAGCCACAGGGCUCUUUGGCUCCUCCACCACCAACACGGGCUUUUCCUACGGGGCAAACAAAACAGCGUUUGGAGCCAGUACCACCGGUUUUGGCACAGGGACCGGAAGUCUCUUUGGCUCGACGCAGCCGACGCCCACCCUCUUCAACAAACCUUUUGGUCAGCCCACCACCGCCCAGAAUACGGGCUUUUCGUUCACCAACACCAGCACCCUCGGACAGCCCAACACCAACACGAUGGGCCUGUUUGGAGCGGCCCAGCCCACGCAGACGGGAGGCCUCUUCGGCACCGCGGCCAGCACCAACACUGCCGCCGCCUUUGGGACCGGGACCGGAAUCUUUGGACAGCCCAACGCCGGCUUUGGGGUCGGCGGCUCGUCUCUCUUCAGUAACAAGCCUGCUGGCUUUGGCACCACCACCACCAGUGCCCCCUCCUUUGGGACCACAACCACUGGGCUUUUCGGCUUCAAUGCAAACACCACAGGAAACAGCCUCUUUGGAAACAAGCCUGCGACCGGGACACUGGGCCCAGCCCUCGGGGCAGGAUUUGGGACAGCCCUUAAUGCAGGUCAGAAUUCGCUGUUUGGCAACACGCAGCCCAAACUGGGGGGCACGCUCGGGACCGGAGCCUUUGGUGCCCCUGGAUUUAACACCUCGACCGCCACGCUGGGCUUCGGAGCGCCACAGCCUGCCGUGGCUCUGACGGAUCCCAACGCCUCUGCGGCCCAGCAGGCCGUUCUGCAACAGCACCUCAACAGCUUGACCUACUCGCCCUUCGGGGACUCUCCGCUCUUCCGAAACCCCAUGUCUGACCCAAAGAAGAAGGAGGAGAGGCUGAAGCCCACCAACCCGGCGGCCCAGAAGGCGCUGACCACGCCCACGCAUUACAAGCUGACGCCCCGCCCGGCCACCCGCGUGCGCCCCAAAGCCUUGCAGACGAGCGGCUCUUCCAAAUCCCACCUUUUCGAUGGUCUGGACGACGACGAGCCUUCCCUGACCAAUGGCGCCUUCAUGCCCAAGAAGAGCAUCAAGAAGCUGGUUUUGAAGAACCUCAACAGCACCAGCCUCUUCUCUCCCGGCAGUGCCGAAGUGGAUGACAUUGCCUCGCCUUCCAUCUAUCCCGAGAAUGGGGACCAGUCGGUGAAUGAGAACCACCAGCCGGACGAAGAGCAGGAAGAGGAAAGCUACUGCCCGGAAAUGUCCAGGUUCUUAGCCAACUCCAUCGCCAAGCCCCUCCCCCAGACCCCAGAGAACGCCCCGCACAAGCACCACAGCAACAGCGUGGACGACACCCUCGUGGCCCUGAAUGUGCGGCCGGGGCUGCGCAACGGGCUGGAAAACAGCACGGAGGAAGCUUCCUACCACGAGGACUCCCUGCAGGAGGAGCGGGACAAGGAGAGCGAAGACCACUUCCUCCCCGCCCAUCCCGCAGGAAUUGUCUUGACACGAGUGGGCUACUACACCAUUCCCUCCCUGGAGGAGCUGGCCAAGAUGACGGAUGACCAAGGAGAAUGCUUCGUGACCGACUUCACUAUCGGCCGUAAAGGCUACGGCUCCAUCUACUUCGAGGGCGAGGUCAAUUUGACCAGCUUGAACCUGGACGAGAUCGUGCACAUCCGCAGGAAAGAGGUCAUCGUCUACCCGGAUGACGAACUGAAGCCCCCCAUCGGGGAGGGCCUGAACAGGAGAGCCGAAGUCACCUUAGACGGGGUUUGGCCCACGGACAAGACCUCGCGCUGCUUGAUCAAGAGCCCAGAGCGGCUGGCGGAGAUGAACUACGAGGGUCGGCUGGAAGCCGUCUCUCGGAAACAGGGAGCCCAGUUCAAGGAGUACCGCCCUGAAACCGGUUCCUGGGUGUUCAAGGUGGCCCACUUCUCAAAGUACGGCCUGCAGGAUUCCGAUGAGGAAGACGAGGACAACCUGGCCAAAGUGGAGGCCAAGAAAUUAAAAACUGCUCCGUUGCCCCUGCCGGGCCAGCCGAUGUCUCACCAAAUGGCUGCACCUGGGAAGCUGGCACCUCCUCCCAAGAGCCCGGAGGCCGACCAUCUGGGGAAGGUUGUCGAAUUUGACAGCGACAUGGCAGACGUCACCCAAGAGCUGCUGCAAGACGCUAUGGCGGAAGAGAACCUGGCGGAAGAACAGGAGCCGGUGCCGGCCUCGACCCACAUCGCCUCCUCCCUGGACAUCAACCCUCACACGCUGCAGAUCAUGAAGGCUUCUUUGCUGGCGGAUGAGGAAGAGCUGGACUGGAUGGCGGAGCGCCAGUUUGGCAAGCAGGCUGCAGAAAAGGAGCCUUCGCAGAAGAUCUGCUCUCCGAGACUCCCCAUCUCCUCCUCACGAGGAUGGAAGGGCCGCCCCACAGGUAGCCGACUGCUGCAGUCCAGGCUCUCCACCGGCUCUUUUCUGCUCCCAAACGCCUCCCUCCAGGACGGCCACAGUCCCAGGACUUCCUCGCUGGGUGGGGCUUUGCCCGCCCCGCCUUGGCCCGCCCUGUCCCCCCUGGCCUCCGCCUUCCUCGUGCCCCGCUCAGCUCCCGAAGUGCCCCUGAAAACGGUGGGGGUCCGCAGGCAGGCCGGCCUGGUGCCCCUGAAGAAAUCCGUCGCCUAUGGGAAAGGACGGCUGCUGAAGGACAUGGCCCUGUUCAUGGGACGCUCCUUCCGCGUCGGCUGGGGGCCCAACUGGAUCUUGGUCCACAGUGGGGACCGGCUGGGCCCCCUGAGCCAGCCGGAGGAUCACGGGGAGCCCGCAGAGUACGGAUUCUUGCCGGCCCCCAUGGCGCCAAAGCCGGUCUCCGAGUCCCCCUUCAAGGUCCACCUGGAGAAGCUGACCUUGGAAGGCAAGUCGGCCGACCUCGGCGUCUACCUCCUCCCGUUAGAGAUCAAGCUGAAACACAGCACCGUCCACCUGGAUGACCCCUGCCCCUUGCUGGCCCCCAACCCCGGCGUGGCAGCCAUCCAUGACUAUGCGGCCUGGGCCUCGGAGGCGUGUGAAGACGCUGAAGAACAGGAAGGCGGCGUGGCGAGGGCCUGGGCGCUGGUCUGGCGCCUGUGCGAGGCGCUCUGGGGCCACCUGCAGGAGCUGGAGGUGCGCCUGGAGGAGCCCAGCGACUACGAGCUGCUGCUGGGGCGCCGGAGGGCCUUCUCCCGCUGGCUGUCCCGGGCGGCGGCCGAGCGGAUCCAGGAGGAGGUCUCGCUCAGCCAGAACGACAAUCCCGCCGAGGCCGUCUUCAGCUACCUCACCGGGAAGCAGAUCGGCCAGGCCUGCCGCCUGGCGCAGCAGUCAGGGGACCUCCGCCUGUCUCUGCUGCUGUCCCAGCUGGCGGGCAGCCAGGAGGUCCGGGAGCUGCUGGCCCUGCAGUUGGCCGACUGGCACCAGCUUCAAGCGGACGUCUUCAUCCGGGACGAGCGGCUGCGCAUCUUCUGCCUCCUGGCUGGCAAGCCGGUGUGGCAGUUGUCCGAGAAGAGGACCAUCAACGUUUGCUCCCAACUGGACUGGAAACGCUCCCUGGGCAUCCACCUGUGGUUCCUGCUUCCUUCCACGGCCCCCCUCUCCAAGGCCCUCAGCAUGUACGAAGCUGCCUUCCAGGACUCCCCAGAUGGAGAGAGGUACGCCUGCACUCCGCUGCCCCCCUACCUAGAAGACUCCGGCUGCGUGGUGGAAGACGACAACUCCCAGCGCCCGCUGCGAGACGUGUGUUUCCACCUGCUGAAAUUGUACAGUGACAGGUGCUACGACUUGCAUCAGCUGCUCGACCCUCGCAGCAUCACCGCCGACCCCCUGGACCACCGUCUCAGCUGGCACCUGUGGGAAGCCCUCCGUGCCUUGAACUACACCCACCUGUCCGAGCAGUGCCAGGGGGUGCUGAACGCCAGCUACGCCGCCCAGCUGGAGAGGGAGGGGCUGUGGGAGUGGGCGGUCUUCGUCCUCCUUCACACCCACAACGCUCAAAUGCGGGAAAGGGCCGUGCGGGAGCUGCUGAGUCGCCAUUGCAAGCUUCUGGAGUUACCAGAGUCCCGGAACAAGGAGGCCUUCCUGACAGAGAAGCUGUGCGUCCCCCCGGCGUGGAUCUACGAGGCGAAGGCCUUGUGGGCCAGGAGGGAGGGCGACAGGCCCCGCGAGGCCCUCUACCUCUUCAAGGCUGGCCACUGGAACCAGUGCCACCAGCUGGUGGUCAGGCACUUGGCCUCCGACGCCAUUAUUAACGAGAACUACACCUACCUGAAGGGAUUCUUGGAAGACCUGUCCAGUCCUGAGCGUUGCAGCCUCAUUCAGGGCUGGGACACGGCCGGGCUGGUUUUCUUAGACUAUCUCCAGGUCAUCGAGAUGGUCAACAGAAUUCAGCAGCUGGACUGUACCAGGUACGAGCUGGAAGAGCUGCACUCCAAGGUGAUCUCCCUCUGCAGCCGGAUAGAGCUGGUCCAGUGCCACAGCGCCAAGGACAGGUUGGCUCAGUCAGAGAUGGCCAAGCGCAACGCAGACAUCCUCCGUGUGGUGCUGAGCUUGCAGCACCCUCCGGACUCGGCCUCCGGCGCCACCCCCGACGUGCAGAGAGUCCCGCUGCGCCUGCUGGCCCCCCACAUCGGCCGGCUGCCCAUGCCGGAAGACUACGCGCUGGAGGAACUCCGCGGGCUGACCCAGUCCUACCUGCGGGAACUGAUGGUGGUGGCCCAGUGAAGCCGCCCGGCCUGCCAGUCUGGGGUGCCGGACUGCCACACCAUCGGGCGCCCCUUUGGACCCAGCGUGGGGGGUGGUUACGGGACGCAGCCUUCCUUCCUUCCUUCCUUCCUGCUCUGGGGCGCCCCACGACUACUGCCAUCUAGCUAGGGAGGGAGGGGGGGUGCAGGAAGCUUAAGGCCCGGCUCUGCGGUGGGACCCCUGUGAGCCCCCCUCCUCUCCCACCCCAAGCGCUUUGUGGUGUCAAUAAAGCCUGCUGCCGCAGAAUCCCUUUGUGGUGACCGCUCCCCCGCUGGCCUGGCAUUUGGCAGGCUGAAGAGAGAGGAGCAGCAGCAGCGGUGGCAGCCGAGACCCUUCCUCCCCUCGCUCACUCGAGGGGGGGGGAUGCUAGAGAUCAUUGUGUGUAAAUAGUCCCUGAUUCAGCUGAGCUCUGCCUGGAGAAUUCCUCAGGGAGGGGCUCGGUGGGUGGUCAGCACGGCAGCAGCAUCUUUUCUCAAUUGCCCCUCUCCCCAUUGGUCAGCCCAAACGGGGGAGUUGGGGUCUGCGCCCCUGGCUUUGGCCGGAGAGGCUGGGGAAGGGCCCUUUGGAGACCUCCACGCGCACCCAGGAAGGGGGUCUCCCCCUCUUGGGCCCAGGGCAGCCUCUGAGGAGGGGGACAGUCAGAGGCCGGGGGCCCUUCUGUCCACUCGUGGGGCAGGGUCUGCGCCUUCCCCAUACGCCCAGGGGACCGGCUUAGCCCUUCGCACAACCUCAGCCCGGGUCUGGCAGGGCGGGGGCUGCGGCUGGAUCAGGGACGGAUGGGGGGGCAUGUGUGCAUGUGUGCUUGACUGCGUGUCUUGAUGGGGGGGGGGUGCCAGAAAAGUCGUUACGCAUGAAGAUUAUGUAAAGGUUUUUAUUAAAAGUAUAAAUAAAUCAUCCAAAUUAUUUUCUUGUCUGUUUUUCUGGAAAUACUUUCUACAAAAAAUAAAAUAAAAUGUUUAUAGCAUUUU